AUAACGUGAUAUAUAUAAUUGAAAAUGAUAAAUAAAUCGUCUCCGGCAAAAUUCAGAAUCUUGAUUUUAAAAUCCAACCAUUUAAAUCAGAAACAUCUAAUUACGUAAUCGACGACGAUUCAGAAAACAUUUUGUAAAGACUUACGUAAGACAUGAGGAAUCAGAGAUAGUAUAUUAAAGAUAUAGCGCCAGAGUCGACCAACAGUCGACUGAUAGCUUUUAACAUGCAAUAUUAUAUCUUCCUAUCAUUAUUAAAUGUGAUUAAAAAAACAUUCAAUCUAAACUCCCAAAAAAUACAAAAGUUGAUUAGCUUUUUCACAAAAUUAUAUGGUAUUUUGAUUAAGCGAAAUAAUAGUGACAGAUAUAUUAUAAAAUGAUAUAUAUAAUUACUCUGUCAGCGAUAGUGGGUGUCCUAGGUGUUUAUUAUUAUUUUUUCAAAAAUUUGAAUUACUUUAAAAAAUAUGGCAUAUUUUAUAAGCCACCUCUUCCUAUACUGGGAAAUAUGGGACCACUAAUUUUUCGUCUCAAAUCAUCAGCCGAACUUGCUAAGGAGUUCUACAAUCUGCACUCUGAAGCGAAAUAUGUCGGUGUAUUUGAUAUUCCGACUCGUCCAGUUAUAAUGGUGCGUGAUCUCGAACUUAUUAAAUCCAUUACGUUAAAACACUUUGAUACGUUCCCGGAUCAUCGAAACGUCGUGGAUGGGAGGCAAGAUCCAUUAUUUGGGACAAAUCUCUUUUCUAUUCGUGGAGACACGUGGCGACAAACACGAUCUAUAUUAACUCCAGCCUUUACAUCCAGCAAAAUGAAAGGUAUGUUCAAGUUAAUGUCAGAAUGCGGUGGUGAUUUUAGCACUUUCUUGGCGCAAUUACCACCAGAACAGAGAAUGAUGCAAAUGAGAGAUGUCUUUACUAGAUAUACUAACGACGUGAUUGCCACUUGUGCUUUUGGAAUUAGCGUUGAUUCCAUGAAAAAUCCAAACAACGAAUUCUACGUAUACGGCAAAGAGGCGACCGCACUCACUAUUGUAGCUUUAAUAAAAGUAUACAUAUUCAGAAGCUUGCCUUGGCUGGCGCGAUUAAUAAAUUUAAGACUCAUCCGUCAAGAAGUGGCAGAUUUCUUU
Messenger RNA from Pogonomyrmex barbatus (red harvester ant), 1120 nucleotides. RefSeq names its product cytochrome P450 9e2 pseudogene. NCBI's taxonomy places the organism in Eukaryota, Metazoa, Arthropoda, Insecta, Hymenoptera, Formicidae. The record is from RefSeq and is a predicted model, not a curated record.